CUGGGGAAACCAGAUAUAGUGAAUGCAGGGUCCGGGGAGACCGGAUAUAGUGAAUGCAGGGUCCGGGGAGACCAGAUAUAGUGAAUGCAGGGUCCGGGGAGACCAGAUAUAGUGAAUGCAGGGGUCCUGGGAGACCAGAUAUAGUGAAUGCAGGGUCCGGGGAGACCAGAUAUAGUGAAUGCAGGGUCCGGGGAGACCAGAUAUAGUGAAUGCGGGCUCCGGGGAGACCAGAUAUAGUGAAUGCAGGGUCUGGGGAGACCAGAUAUAGUGAAUGCAGGGUCCUG
Molecule: messenger RNA, 284 nt
Organism: Staurois parvus
Lineage: Eukaryota; Metazoa; Chordata; Amphibia; Anura; Ranidae
Source: the annotation of a GenBank genome assembly